GGAGGCCUGAUGCUGCAGCUCACGCCCUCUGACAACACCAACCAAACAGGAACAGGGAACAAGGAAGUUGUUUCACCUGUUGCUGCCUCUGACAACUUUAAAUCCCUGAGACCUCGAUCUUUAGUGGUGUUGAGAGCCUCCAUCAUGUCAGAGGCUGAGGGCAAAACAGCGUCCAGUGACGAGGAGCUGCAGACGGUCAGUCUCUCCUCCUCCAGCGGCCCGGGGGACAGUCAGCCUGCUGCCCGGCCAGAGAGCACCGAGGAGCGGGUAGAGGCGGGAGGAGCGGACCGGCCAGAGAGCACCGAGGAGCGGGUAGAGGCGGGAGGAGCAGCCCGGCCAGAGAGCACCGAGGAGCCGGUAGAGGCGGGUGGAGCGGCCCGGCCAGAGAGCACCGAGGAGUGGGUAGAGGCGGGAGGAGCAGCCCGGCCAGAGAGCGCCGAGGAGCCGGCAGCAGAAGCGGUUCUCUCGGCCACACACGAUCCCAUCUCUGGGACCUUAGCUCCGGACCUGUUCAAACGGAGGAAGUUCUUCGUGUUGAGGCCUGGCACUCUGAAUCAGGGCAUCAAAGAUGUUGAAGCUCUGGUGGAUAAAGAAGUAGAUGGCAGCAUUCACGGCAUCUGGCUGAUGGCAGAGGUGGAUCACUGGAACAACGAGAAGGAGCGUGUUGUUAUGAUAACGGACAACUCCCUCCUGAUCUUCAAGUACGACUUUGUCAUGUUCAACUGUGACCAAGUACAGAGGAUCCCGCUGAACUUUGUGGACCGCCUCACUCACGGCACCUUCAGCUUCCCAAAGCGCUCCUUACUCCGGAGAGAAGGGGAGGGGGUGCGAGUCUUCUGGGACCGGCUGAGAGAACCCUCCUUCACCUCCAGGUGGAACCCCUUUGCCACUGACUACCCUUUCAACACCUUCACCUACCACCCUGUGAGGAACUACGAUGACAUGUUUACUGCGCUCUGCGAUAUCGACAACUUUCGUGUGCAGCUCCUGGACGCGGCACAGAAAGCCCAUGCCAUAAAGCCCGUUCCUGGGAAAGCCAAUGGUGUCCUGGUCUUGAAUCAGCCAAUCCAAAUUGAGGCCUAUGUAGGCCUUAUGUCUUUCCUGGGAAACCAGAAUAAACUGGGCUACUGCAUGGCUCGAGGAAAUAUUGGCUUCUAAACAUAAUUAAUAAUUUAUUGCUGUCUGGAAUUCACGUUGAUUCAUAUGUUUACAGAGAGUUCAUUAGUCUUGAAAGAUUGACCAGAGAUUGUUUCAGUGUUCAGGUUUGCUUUUGUUUUACGUUGAAGCCCUGCUUCCCAGGAUGAGGUGUAUGAGGUAUAAACAACUGUGUGAUCUCCCCCACUGCUUAUUACCAGUUUGUGGUGUCUGAGCACUCACAAAUAUCCACAUUUCAACACCGCUCUUCACUGGAUGACGGAUCUCCCGCUGCUCUCAAGGAGCUUUGUAUUUGCUCCUCACUGAUAUGGUAAUUCAACUCUUUUGCAACGGGACUCCUUUCUUCCUCCCCCAGUGUCUCUGCUAAAAGCUCAUUCCCAUGCCAUUCAGCCCCUUAGAGAUUCACUGGAGCAUGAGGGCACAUUUGUCAGUUUAUCAUUUGUAGUGUAUUUUUACAGUGCAUACAGUGCUGGAAUUUCCCUUUGAUUUGUGUGUUUACUGUGUGUCAUUCCGCCUUGUCUAGUAUCAUGUGUUUGUCUUAUAAGCCUGUCCCUGACAUGAAAACAUAAGCUCACAUAUUUUGUUAUCUUUCCCUAUUAUUUUUAUAAAAAGAUGUGCUGUUUUGUUAUGUGCUCUUGGUUGGUGUAAUAUGCCACUGAUAACUUGUUUUUAAUAAAUAACGUUAACGUGG
Limanda limanda (common dab) is the source of this 1846-nucleotide messenger RNA. RefSeq names its product tumor protein p63 regulated 1 (gene tprg1). Bases 10 to 1158 code for a protein of 382 amino acids. Lineage: Eukaryota; Metazoa; Chordata; Actinopteri; Pleuronectiformes; Pleuronectidae. The transcript has 6 exons. Gene Ontology annotation, cellular component: cytoplasm. The record is from RefSeq and is a predicted model, not a curated record.